This is a messenger RNA of Verticillium alfalfae VaMs.102, 732 nucleotides long. RefSeq lists its product as hypothetical. The record is from RefSeq and is a predicted model, not a curated record. The transcript has a single exon. The coding region runs from base 1 to 732 and encodes 243 amino acids. NCBI's taxonomy places the organism in Eukaryota, Fungi, Ascomycota, Sordariomycetes, Glomerellales, Plectosphaerellaceae.
AUGGCCUCAUCAGGCAGCGUCUUCUCCGAGACUCUCCAAGAAAUCACGAAAACCAAGCUCGAGGAGCUUUCCAAGCGGCGCAAGAACUUUGAGACCUCCAAGGCCGCCGUGCUCGCCUACCUCGACGAGGAGACCGACAAAGUCGCGCGGAUCAAGGCCCUCAGCAGCGGCGUCAAGCGAUGCCUCGGCGUCGCUGUCGACAAGAACGGCGCCGUCGUCCUGCGGGCGGGCAAGCAGGGCCCGCUCGAGAUUGAGCUCAAGAACCUGGAUCGGUUCCUCCAACAGGCGCGCCACGACCCUUCCGUCUCCGCCAAGAUGCUCGAUGCGUGGGAGGCCUCCCUGCUCGGUCACCUCGGUACGCAGUCGCUCAAGUUUCAGUACGCGGAUCUCUACGGCCAGCUCGUCACCGAAUGGCUGUCUGGCGACCGCACGCCGGCGCCCAAGAAGGAGGAUGCUGAUGUCGAGAUGGGGGACGAUUUUGAGGAUGUCGGCAGCGCAGCCAAGCUCGCGGCGCGGGCCGAGUGGGAGAAGACGGUUUUCGAGCCGGCCAACGUCGACGUGAAGGCGUUGGAGAGAUACCUUGCCAAUCUGUUUGGUGCCGGUGGUGACCCGGAGAGAGAGAAGCUGCGCGACGCCCUCGAGAAACUCCGAAGCGACGUGCCGUGUCGAGACAUCAUGUCCGACCCACCAGUCACAUGCUCUCUCUGCGCGCAUCACGACUCUCAGCAGUGA